Messenger RNA from Acanthosepion pharaonis, 843 nucleotides. NCBI's taxonomy places the organism in Eukaryota, Metazoa, Mollusca, Cephalopoda, Sepiida, Sepiidae. The record is from the annotation of a GenBank genome assembly.
AUGCAUCAUUGUCGCACACAUUCAUUCGCCAUUGUACACUAUUCUCUCCAACUUUUGCUUUCUUUCUUUCUUUCUUUCUUUCUUUCUUUCUUUCUUUCUAUCAAUCUAUCUAUCUAUCUUAUUGCUUGUCUAUCUAUCCAUGUGAAUCGGUUCAUGAUUUAUCUAUCUUUUUAUCUAUCUUUCUAUCUCAGCCUGUUCAUGAAUUAUCUACCCUCCAUAUAUCUAUCUAUCUAUCUAUCUAUCUAUCUAUCUAUCUAUCUAUCUGAGUCUGUUCAUGAUUUAUCUAUCUUUUUAUCUAUCUUUCUAUCUCAGUCAGUUCAUGAAUUAUCUACCCUCCAUAUAUCUAUCUAUCUAUCUAUCUAUCUAUCUAUCUAUCUGAUUCAUGAAUUAUCUACCCUCCAUAUAUCUAUCUAUCUAUCUAUCUAUCUGAGUCUGUUCAUGAUUUAUCUAUAUUUUUAUCUAUCUUUCUAUCUCAGUCAGUUCAUGAAUUAUCUACCCUCCAUAUAUCUAUCUAUCUAUCUAUCUAUCUAUCUGAGUCUGUUCAUGAUUUAUCUAUAUUUUUAUCUAUCUUUCUAUCUCAGUCUGUUCAUGAAUUAUCUACCCUCCAUAUAUCUAUCUAUCUAUCUAUGUGAGUCUGUUCAUGAUUUAUCUAUAUUUUUAUCUAUCUUUCUAUCUCAGUCUGUUCAUGAAUUAUCUACCCUCCAUAUAUCUAUCUAUCUAUCUAUCUAUCUAUCUGAGUCUGUUCAUGAUUUAUCUAUAUUUUUAUCUAUCUUUCUAUCUCAGUCUGUUCAUGAUCUACCUAUAUAUCUAUCUAUCUUAUUCCGUAUCUAUCUAUCCAGCUGA